This is a messenger RNA of Symbiodinium natans, 1131 nucleotides long. Lineage: Eukaryota; Dinophyceae; Suessiales; Symbiodiniaceae. The record is from the annotation of a GenBank genome assembly.
AUGUCGCCUCUCGAUCCGGAACGUGCCGAGCGGAACGAAGAGCUUCCGGAGCUUCGGAUGAAGUGUGACGGCAAGCUGACGCCGCGCUCGCGACCUCCAGCUGCGCCUGGAGUGCGACGAGUGGGAAGCUACCAGGACGCUGCCUUAGACAGCCCCACCUCGGACCAGACCAGCACGGGUGGUGCCUACCCUGAGGUGGCGCCUCCGGCCUCGUGCUUUGCGCCACGGCCGCCGGCAGAGCUCCCUGCGCGCAGCUCCGGGCGCCGUGUCCAAGCCGAGAAGUCCCAGACACCGCGGCAAAAGGGUGGCUCCACCAGCUUGCCACCUGUGCCCCUGACAGCUCGGGAGAGAUAUCGGCAGAGCCCGGACUUGGGCGCCAGUGGCAGCAGCGUGUCCUCAGCGCGCCGCUCCCGAGACUCGCGAGAUCGGGACCGAAGCAGCUCUCAGCAUGCUCGCACCGUGGCCGGGGUUCCUUCUCAGGAGUUGGGCACCAAGUCAGAGCCGAGCCGCAAGCUCGCGAAUACUGUGGCUGCUGUGGCUGCCAAGCCGCCGCAGGCCCGGGCUGCGUCUCCCGAGAUCCGCGGGCCCUCUUCGGAGGCGCCAAGCUGCCCGAGCCCCGCCAUUCUGGACCUGCUGAAUGACGCCUUGGGUCAAGAGGAGGUGCGGCGCAGCAGCUUUCACGACAUCCUGGACGAGAUGGAGAGGGAGAAGGAGCUGUGGAAUGAGAAGAUGGUGGCGCUACUAUCUUCCAGCCCAAGUCCGCCUGCUCCCCCCGCAGCAAGCUCCCCAUCACAGUUGCAGAAUGAAGCUGCGACCGUGGAGGAAGCUGUUCCCUCAGAGCUCGACGUCGAGCCCCCGCCAGCAGAGCCCUUGGAGGACGUCGAGCUUGGCGAGAGUGUCAUCGCUCGCGCCAUGCGCGAAGCCGGGAUUGACCCGGAGUCCACCUCCAUGGCCGACCUGUUUGCCGCUGCCGGCGAUGCCGAGAUCGGCGAGAUCGCCGAGGAAGUCAGCGAGGCAUCCACGAGCCGUGGUGGCUGGCGUUCCUCAUCGCGUAGCUGGGCGGCCCAGCUGGCGCGGCGGAAGAAGGGGCGGUGCGGCUCCGGGAGGACCACGCCGUGCGGCGACGUCUAG